Dermacentor silvarum is the source of this 1975-nucleotide messenger RNA. RefSeq lists its product as uncharacterized. The record is from RefSeq and is a predicted model, not a curated record. NCBI's taxonomy places the organism in Eukaryota, Metazoa, Arthropoda, Arachnida, Ixodida, Ixodidae. The transcript is spliced from 8 exons. Bases 519 to 1847 code for a protein of 442 amino acids.
GCAUCUUUCAAGAGAACAACGUUCGGCGCAAACGCCGCUCACUUUUCACAGAAUGGUAUCGGUUCAACCUGCAUCAGAGCAGAAAAUGGGUCUUAGGUUCGAGCCAAUGUUUUCGCAGGGGGACUUGUCUUCACCUUGUUACAUGCCGUAAAAAUUAAAAUUAAGUUAUAAUCUCACGUGCCAAAACCACUACUUGCCUUCCCGACCAGGAAAAUAACAUCUGCGGCAACGUAAUGCCGUGCAACAGCAGAAAUAUGGCGCGAUAGAACCGACUGUCCAAGCCUAGACGAGUCAACGCAAGCCCUUCAAAGCUGUAUGCUUCAAAGAAUGCGUCGUAAGUAGCAAAAAGCAAUGCAAGAUGUUUCCGGUCUACAGGACGGCGUUCACCUCCGUUUGAUCAGCCAUGCUCGCGUACUUCGCACGUGACAGCCAUUCUCGACAACAGCAGAUCAUCAUCAUGAAGAGCUAUACAGAAGAAGAAGAUCGCGCUCUACAGGGUUCCGUGAAGUGUAGUGCCGAUGAAGCACAACUACAAUCCUGACGACGACGGCGUCGAGAGGACGCCCUGCAGGCGCUGCCCGUGCCGGUUACCUCGGUACGACACCGUGGCGUUUCUGCUGUUGCACGCCGGCUACGUGUCCCAGUGGGCGUUCGACUACCGCUUCUACCAGGCUCAGGGCCUGUCCCUUUCCGACGUGAGCCUGGUCGUGGCUGUCCAGCAGGUGGCGUUCGUGCUCGGUCGUGUUUUUCCCCUCACCCGAAUGCCCUGUCCGUCUUGGAGGUUGUUCUGCGUACGCGUUCCGAGAGACCUGCUGCCUUUCGCCCCGUCGGCGUUGAUCGUCACUACUGUCGCCAAGGCUCGAGGUCACUUCUACGCGGCGGCCGCCACGCAGGGUUUCCUGGUCUCUGUCAUCGCGGAGGCGGUCUGCCCCAGCGACAACGUUGGAAUCUCCGUCUGGCAGGGUUGCGCGAGCCACGCCAUCUGGACGCUGGUGGCCGUGCAAGUGGACAUGCUGCGCUUCGACAUCGGCACCGUGUAUCAGACGGCGGCCGGCUGUUACGCGGGCGCUGUCCUCUGCCUAUUACUGGUUGGCCGUUCGGGGAGAAGGCGAUGUUGCUCGUCCCUGGCGAAGAGGGCGUUCGAGAAUCGGGAGGCGAUGGAAAGCAGUGAUGAAGAGGACGACGACGACGGCGACUCCUUGUCCAGCUCUCGCGCUGCGUCACCGUCGCCGCGUGUUUACGGCCAAUCUCUUAACGCGAGGCUUUUGUGGCUGGCCUUCUACUCGGAGAGUACCAGCCGCGUCGCCAUGAGCGUGAGCAGCGUGUCCGUGCAGACGACCGCCAUCGUGGCCCGCGUCGCCUUCCCUGCGGUGGUGGAGAUACCGUGCUUCCAAUACGUGCCUUCUUUGCCCGUGAUGCUCGUUGCCAGGCUGUGCUUGGAGCAGUUGGCCGCGAGCCAGGCCGUGCGCUGGCACCAGCCGUGCGGCCGUUGGAUGUUCCUCUUCAGCGGCUACAUGGUGGGCUCGAUGGCGCUGCUCCUGCACUUCCAGAGCUACAUCCAGCCGGGGGAUGAGUGCGCGCUGCACAUGAUGCUCGCCUACGCCACGUCACUGUCAUCUGCCGCCGGAACCGCGAGGCCCGCCUGGGAGACGCACCUGGCAGGCUUGCUAUCGGCGGCCAUAUUGACGUGGCCUGUCGGUCAGCUGGGUCAGUUCGACGCCGCGCUCGCCUGGGCGUCGCUGGUUCUCAUGCUGGGCUGCUUCGCGGCCGCCGCCUCCUUUGCCUCGUCUGCUUUUAAACCCGCCGGAGUGAGCGUCAGCGUUCGACGCAAACGCUUAGCUCGCUGACGAUUCUCCUGACUUCAUCCACCUUCGAGUACUUCGCUUGCGAGAGUUGCCGCCGAGAAAAAACGGCAAAUGGCCGGCUCUUGUCAUUGUCGUACGUUGUUAUUAAAUAUUGUUGUUAAACACCUGCA